UAGUUCAAACUAAAUAGAGAGUAGACCUAAUGUAGUAGACCUAGUACAAUGUAUAACCCAUAAACCCACACAUUGCUUAACACACAUGAAUGUGAGUUAAGAGGCACGUGAAUUACCCCAUCUAAUGCGAUUUAUAUAAAUCUCUGACGAACCCGAAUUGCAUAACUUGCCCCAAAAGCUCCUGGUUCAUUAUUUCCCUGUAAAUAUGCUGUGUCUGCCCGAGGCCAACCAUCAUUUCAACAAUCCACAGGCCAAAACAGUGGCCAGACGUGGUCGGUGCUAGUGAUUCUCCAGGGACCCUUUGGCUGUUUCAUCUGCAGUUGAAGAGAUGGAGAGAUUAGUUUUCUUGUUUUCUCUGACUGCCCUUGUUGUCCUUCACUGCAUGAACACCACUCCAGAGUUCCAAGACCCUGUUGUGAUACUGCAGAUUGGUAUUGCAGUGUUGGUGGUGGUGUGGUUCUUCUACUUCCUUAUCACCCGACGCAACCCGCCCAAAGACACCCUUUUCUAUGUGUUUGCUGAGUUUUCCUUCACUUGUGUCAUUGACCUUGUGAGUGCUAUGGAACAUGAUGGUUUUAUUUCCGGGUUUAUGGAAUUCUACCAGAAAACGGGAGAGCCCUAUCUGGGUACUGCCUAUGCCAUCAUGAUGUGCUACUGGGAUGGAAUAGUGCAUUUCAUCAUGUACCUCAUGAUGAUACAGCGCUUAUGGAACAGCAAGUCUUACCGCACCCUGGGUCUCUUCUGGGCUGGAUCGUUGUUUGCCAACAUGAGUGUCUUUGUGACAGGAAUUGUUGUAGGUAAAUUUGGGUCAGAUAUCCGUCCCGCCUUCUGGCUCAACAUGCCCUUCUUAAUGCUUCCAAUAUGGGGUGCGAUCAAGCUGUUCAACCAGCCCAAGAAUGGGCCAACACUCGGUGGAUACAGGGCCCACUAUGAUCAGAGUUUUAAUCUCAUCUGGCGCCCUACAGACCUUCUCCUGGUGCUGCUGCUACUGGGGGCCAUGGCCUUCACUCUCUUCAGGGGCUUGGUAGCUCUCGACUCCCCUCUAGAGGCCUGUACCAUCUACCUCCGCCAGUACGAGCCCUAUCUGAAGGACCCGGUGGGCUACCCCAAGGUUAUGAUGUUGCACUUCCUGUUCUACAUGCUGCCUAUGCUGGGUGCCUUCAUCUACGGACUCGUAGUGCCUGGCUGCACCUGGAUGCCCGACUGGACUGUAUUUGUUGCUGGAGGCGUUGCCCAGUGUCAGUGGGCCCACAUUGGGGCAUCCCUCCACCCACGUACAGUGGCCCCAUUCCGGAUCCCAGACGAGGCUUUCCUGGCUGUCCUGGCAGCCAACCUGCUGUACGCUGUGAUCCCCUCACUCAUCGCCAUGCGCUGCACCAGUAACACCAACUUCUUCUUGACCGUCACUAAACUUCCUGGGAUGGAGGGGAUGCCCUGGGUUCCUGAUGCUGACACCCUAGUCGAGAAGAAACACAAUUAAAGUUUACAUACUAAUAAAGUUACCAAUAAAGAUAUGCAAAUAGGUGUACAGAAUUGACUUCUAAUCUA
Molecule: messenger RNA, 1548 nt
Organism: Oncorhynchus tshawytscha (Chinook salmon)
Lineage: Eukaryota; Metazoa; Chordata; Actinopteri; Salmoniformes; Salmonidae
Gene: tm6sf2b
Product: transmembrane 6 superfamily member 2b
Exons: 11
Coding region: 329-1480 (383 amino acids)
Biological process (GO): lipid homeostasis; regulation of lipid metabolic process
Cellular component (GO): endoplasmic reticulum-Golgi intermediate compartment membrane; endoplasmic reticulum membrane
Source: RefSeq, a predicted model, not a curated record